CUUUUUGGAAUGUGUGUUCCAAAUACUUCCCCUUCUUCCCCAAAGCAGGAGGUUUUAUUUAAAAUAAAGCUGUUUAUUUGACAUUUCUGGGAGACCCUUUUCUGAGGAACCACAGCAAUGAAUGGCUUUGCAUCCUUGCUUCGAAGAAACCAAUUUAUCCUCCUGGUACUAUUUCUUUUGCAAAUUCAGAGUCUGGGUCUGGAUAUUGAUAGCCGUCCUACCGCUGAAGUCUGUGCCACACACACAAUUUCACCAGGACCCAAAGGAGAUGAUGGUGAAAAAGGAGAUCCAGGAGAAGAGGGAAAGCAUGGCAAAGUGGGACGCAUGGGGCCGAAAGGAAUUAAAGGAGAACUGGGUGAUAUGGGAGAUCAGGGCAAUAUUGGAAAGACUGGGCCCAUUGGGAAGAAGGGUGACAAAGGGGAAAAAGGUUUGCUUGGAAUACCUGGAGAAAAAGGCAAAGCAGGUACUGUCUGUGAUUGUGGAAGAUACCGGAAAUUUGUUGGACAACUGGAUAUUAGUAUUGCUCGGCUCAAGACAUCUAUGAAGUUUGUCAAGAAUGUGAUAGCAGGGAUUAGGGAAACUGAAGAGAAAUUCUACUACAUCGUGCAGGAAGAGAAGAACUACAGGGAAUCCCUAACCCACUGCAGGAUUCGGGGUGGAAUGCUAGCCAUGCCCAAGGAUGAAGCUGCCAACACACUCAUCGCUGACUAUGUUGCCAAGAGUGGCUUCUUUCGGGUGUUCAUUGGCGUGAAUGACCUUGAAAGGGAGGGACAGUACGUGUUCACAGACAACACUCCACUGCAGAACUAUAGCAACUGGAAUGAGGGGGAACCCAGCGACCCCUAUGGUCAUGAGGACUGUGUGGAGAUGCUGAGAUCUGGCAGAUGGAAUGACACAGAGUGCCAUCUUACCAUGUACUUUGUCUGUGAGUUCAUCAAGAAGAAAAAGUAACUUCCCUCAUCCUACGUAUUUGCUAUUUUCCUGUGACCGUCAUUACAGUUAUUGUUAUCCAUCCUUUUUUUCCUAAUUGUACUACAUUUGAUCUGAGUCAACAUAGCUACGAAAUGCUAAACUGAGGUAUGGAGCCUCCAUCAUCAUGCUCUUUUGUGAUGAUUUUCAUAUUUUCACACAUGGUAUGUUAUUGACCCAAUAACUCGCCAGGUUACAUGGGUCUUGAGAGAGAAUUUUAAUUACUAAUUGUGCACGAGAUAGUUGGUUGUCUAUAUGUCAAAUGAGUUGUUUUCUUGGUAUUUGCUCUACCAUCUCUCCCUAGAGCACUCUGUGUCUAUCCCAGUGGAUAAUUUCCCAGUUUACUGGUGAUGAUUAGGAAGGUUGUUGAUGGUUAGGCUAACCUGCCCUGGCCCAAAGCCAGACAUGUACAAGGGCUUUCUGUGAGCAAUGAUAAGAUCUUUGAAUCCAAGAUGCCCAGAUCUUUUACCAGUCACACCCUAUGGCCAUGGCUAUACUUGGAAGUUCUCCUUGUCGGCACAGACAUAGAAAUGCUUUAACCCCAAACCUUUAUAUGGGGGACUUCUAGCUUUGUGUCUUGUUUCAGACCAUGUGGAAUGAUAAAUACUCUUUUUGUGCUUCUGAUCUAUCGAUUUCACUAACAAUACCAAGUAGGUGCUUUGAACCCCUUUCUGUAGGCUCACACCUUAAUCUCAGGCCCCUAUAUAGUCACACUUUGAUUUAAGAAAAAUGGAACUGUUGAAAUCAAAAGAAAAAAAUGGGGAAUUGUUCACAAACAAUAUUGGUUAUAGUUCUCUUGCUAAACUGCCCACUGCUAUUAACUUAACUUCAUUUUUAUUUAUCUUAGGUUUACCUGCAUCAAUUUUAUUCACCUUAGGCAUAGGGAAUGAGGGAAGGAGUUUGUGAAGCCUUAAGAAAAUUCUGGAAGCUUCAAAGUGCUACCAACAUCAUCUCCAGGCCCCCUCGUCCUUGCCUCUAACAUAUCACUAAUGGUGACAUUUCAUGGGAGGCCUUUUACUCUUCAUAAAUAUAUGUCAUAGAAAUCCUGCUGGAGAUGUCCCUUCUAAUACUCUGGCAUCACAGAAAUGUGUGAGACACAGAAUUCGGAACAUGCUUAGAACUCACAUUUACUGAGCUGGUAAAAUUCUACCUUGAACUGUAGAUCAAACCUCAAAGCAGCUUUCACUUGGAAUUUAAAAAUAAACAGUUCAAAGAUACUCUAGAUUAUCACCCUAUAAACUUCUACUCCAGUUAUGGUUUCUGACAUAUGAUUAGACUGUUUCAAAUGCUGGCAAAAUGGUUAAUGAAGUAAGAGAAACAGAUCAACAACAUAUGUUCACCUUAAACCAUCUGUUCAUGAUUUCACCCGUGACUAACUGGUUAUGAGAUAGGACUUAAUUAGGUUAUUUCUGUGGGUUCAACAAGGGCCAUAAACUCAGAUCCUACAGGGGCCAGGCAGAUGACUUACCUAAAUGGAGUGGAAGAGGUGGGGACCCUAGUGCCCUGAGCACAGCUUGCCCUUCCAAAGGAGCCAGCUGCUCCUCAGUGGCUGCUGCUGGUGCUAGGGAGGACCCAAUCUUGCUAAAUGUGCUGAUAUUUCAAGAGAAGUCAGAAAACUGGGACUUUGUAACAUAAGCUCAUAUUUUAAUAUGUUGGCAACUAAUAAAUUUUUAACCCAAAUUUUAAGUGGGUUAAAAAUUAAUUAAAAUUAAAGAUUUGAGGUCAAAAGUCUUCUAGCUAAAAUUGUGAUCAUUUCAUUUCUUACUUCUGGAGGAAGGUUCUAACCAAAUAGAAUGUCAUUAGGAUAUGAUGACAUCAAAGUCAAGAUAUCCCAUUAAUACCUUAUUCAAUUCAGCUUAAUAAUAGGAAUUUGUUAUAUGUUUGACGUUUAUCAGGUUACUAGUUAAACUCUUUUGAGAUGAUAGCACAUGAUAUUUUAAAGGCAGAAAAGCUUAAUAAAAAUUACAAAGCAGGACAUCAAAAGCCAGUAUCCUUGGAUAGAAAGCCAUCCCAGAUCAUGAGGAAUGAAAACCUAGAAACACCUGUAGGAAAAUAAAGCUCAUAUGUAAGAAGAGAGGAAGGAGAGACAUGCAGCAAAUGUUGCCUACGGGCAACUUCAUGUUAAGGAUCCAUGUUCUGAUUUGUUCUAAGCCCCCAAAGUAUGAGUAUUUAUUGUGUGCACUGUUAGUGCUAUUAUUAUUUACUGUGAAUGUUAUAAUAAUAGUUCUCUCAAUGACUCAUGUUGUCUGUGAUGCUUCCAAGAGAAGAUAACAGAACUUCAACAAAUAAGGCAUAUCCUGCAACCUUGCCUGAAAGAAAUUUUGAAGACACCACACACUUAAUUAAAAUUACUACAAAAACUUGAAUUUGUGAAGCAUGUUGUGCUUUAAAAAAUGCCUUCACAUAUCAAUUUUCAUUUGAUUCUGAUAAACUCUGUGAAGGACAAAAAACAGUCAUUUUUACUGCCACUUCCCAAUGAUAAUACUGAGGCCCAAGGAAGCUAAGCAAUUUACCAAAAUCAGCUCACAUAUAAAUGAAUGCCAUUAGCCUGCUGAUUGAAACUGCCAAUGCAGUGUCUUCUCCAAUUUCUGUGCAUUGCUCAUGUAUUGAAUGGAAGUUCAUCCACAAUGGUCUUGUGAUAGCAGGGGCUCAAACAACUUAUCUGUACUACAUUCCAAAGUUAAAGAUGGGGAUUAAUUAACAGAGAUGCUGGAUACAGCAACUUGCCUUACAAAUUUAGUGUUCACUGUUUUGUUUUUCAAUUCACAAAUGUCCACAUAGGCAUUAGUGUUGAGGAGGUGACUUACGGCAGCCACACUAUAAUUCUGCAGAUAACUAGAGAUAUAGGGCAAUCAAAACAGAUAUAUAAAAAUCAAUUUUGUUAGUCUUUUCAAAAUACCAGCUCCUCAAUUCCUGGACUUUUUGAUGGGUUUUUCAUGUCUCUAUCUCCUUCAGUUCUGUGCUGAUCAUAGUUAUUUCUUGUCUUCUGCUAGCUUUUGAAUUUGCUUGCUCUCGCUUCUCUAGUUCUUUUAAUUUUGAUGUUAGGGUGUUGAUAUUAGAUCUUUCCUGCUUUCUCCUGUUGGCAUUUAGUGCUAUAAAUUUCCCUCUAAACACUGCUUUAGCUGUGUCUUAGAGAUUCUGGCACGUUGUGUAUUUGUUCUCAUUGGUUUCAAAGAACUUAUUUAUUUCUGCCCUAAUUUUGUUAUUCAACCAGUAGUCAGUCACUCAGGAGCAGGUUGUUCAGUUUCCAUGUAGUUGUGUGGUUUUGAGUGAGUGUUUUAACCCUGAGUUCUAACUUGAUUGUGCUGUGGUCUGAGAGACUGUUUGUUAUGAUUUCGAUUAGUUUGCAUUUGCUGAGGAGUGUUUUACUUCCAAUUAUGUGGUCAGUUUUAGAGUAAGUGCAAUGUGGUGUUGAGAAGAAUGUAUAUUCUGUUGAUUUGGGGUGGAAAGUUCUGUAAAUGUCUGUUAUAUCUGAUAACAAGUUCUGAAAUUGAGGCAGUAAUUAAUAGCCUACCAACCAAAAAAAAGCCCAAGACUAGACAGAUUCAUAGCCGAAUUCUACCAGAGGUACAAAAAGGAGCUGGUGCCAUUCCUUCAGAAACUAUUCCAGACAAUAGAAUAAGAGGGACUCCUUCCUAACUCAUUUUAUGAGGCCAGCAUCAUCCUGAUACCAAAACCUGGCAGAGAAACAACAGCAACAAAAAUUUCAGGCCAAUAUCCUUAAUGAACAUUGACGUGAAUAUCCUCAAUACAAUAUUGGCAAACCGAAUCCAGCAUCAGAAAGCCUAUCCACCAUGAUCAAGUCGGUGUCAUCCCUGGGAUGCAAGGCUAGUUCAACAUAUGCAAACCAAUAAACAUAAUCCGUCACAUAAACAGAACCAAUGACAAAAACCACAUGAUUAUCUCAAUAGAUGCAGAAAAGGCCUUUGAUAAAAUUCAACACCCCUUUAUGCUAAAAACUGUCAAUAAACUAUUUAGUGAUAGAACAGUUCUCAAAAUAAUAAAACUAUUUAUGACAAACUCACAGCCAAUAUCAUACUGAAUAGGAAAAAGCUAGAACCAUUCCCUUUGAAAAUGGGCACAAGACAAGGAUGCCCCUUCUCACCACUCCUAUUCAACAUAGUAUUGGAAGUUCGGGCCAGAGCAAUCAAGCAAAAGAAAGAAAUAAAGGGCAUUCAAAUAGGAAGAGAGGGCCUCAAAUUGUCUCUGUUUGCAGAUGACAUAAUUGUAUAUUUAGGAAACCCCAUGGUCUCAGCCCAAAAUCUCCUUAAGCUGAUAAACAACUUCAGCAAAGUCUCAGGGUACAAAAUCAAUGUGCAAAAAUCACAAGCAUUCCAAUACACCAAUAAUAGACAAACAGAGAGCCAAAUCAUGAGUGAACUUCCAUUCACAAUUGCUACAAAGAGAAUAAAAUACCUAAGAAUCCAACUUACAAGGGAUGUGAAGGACCUCUUCAAGAACUACAAACCACGGUUCAAGGAAAUCAGAGAGGACACAAACAAAUGGAAAAACAUUCCAUGCUCCUGAAUAGGAAGAAUCAAUAUCGUGAAAAUGGCCAUACUGCCCAAAGUAGUUUGUAGAUUCAAUGCUAUUCCCAUCAAGCUACCGUGACUUUCUUCAUAGAAUUAGAAAAAACUACUUUAAAUUUCAUAUGGAACCAAAAAAUAGCCCGUAUAGCCAAGACAAUCCUAAGCAAAAAGGACAAAACUGGAGGCAUCACGUUACCUGAAUUCAAACUAUACUACAAGUCUUCAGUAACCUAAAAAGCAUGGUAUUGAUACCAAAACAGGUAUAUAGACUAAUGGAAUAGAACAGAGGCCUCAGAAAUAAUGCUACACAAUUACAACCAUCUGAUCUUUGACAAACCUGACAAAAAUGAGCAAUGGGGAAAGGAUUCCCUAUUUUAAAAAUGUGUUGGGAAAACUGGUUAGCCAUAUACAGAAAAAUGAAAUUGGACCCCUUUUUUACACCUUAUACAAAAAUUAACUCAAGAUGGAUUAAAGACUUAAAUGUAAGACCUAAAACCAUAAAAACCCUAGAAGAAAACCUAGACAAUACCAUUCAAGACAUAGGCAUGGGCAAAGAUUUCAUGACUAAAACACCAAAAGUAAUGGCAACAGAAGCCAGAAUUAACCAAUGGGGUCUAAUUAAACUAAAGAGCUUCUGCACAGCAAAAGAAACUAUCAUUAGAGUGAACAGGCAACCUACAGAAUGGGAGAAAAUUUUUGCAAUCUAUCCAUCUGACAAAGGGCUAAUAUCCAGAAUCUACAAGGAAAUUAAAUUUACAAGAGAAAAACCCCAUCAAUAAGUGGGUGAUAUGAAUAGACACUUCCUAAAAGAACACAUUUAUGUGGUCAACAGACAGACAAAAAAAAGCUCAUCAUCACUGGUCAUUAGAGAAAUGCAAAUCAAACCACAAUGAGAUAACAUCUCACACCAGUUACAACGGCAAUCAUUAAAAAGUCAGGAAACAACAGAUGCUGGAGAGGAUGUGGAGAAAUAGGAAUGCUUUUACACUGUCAGUGGGAGUGUAAAUUAGUUCAACCAUUGUGGAAGACAGUGCAGCGAUUCCUCAAGGAUCUAGAACCAGAAAUACCAUUUGACCCAGCAAUCCCAUUACUGGGUAUAUACCCAAAGGAUUAUAAAUCAUUCUACUAUAAAGACACAAGCAAAUGCAUGUUUAUUGCAGCACUUUUCACAAUAGCAAAGACUUGGAACCAACCCAAAUGCCCAUCAAUGAUAGACUGGAUAAAGAAAAUGUGGCACAUAUACACCUUGGAAUACUAUGCAGCUGUAAAAGAGGAUGAAUUCUUGUCUUUUGCAGGGACAUGGAUGAAGCUGGAAACCAUCAUUCUCAGCAAACUAACACAGGAACAGAAAACCAAACACUGCAUGAUCUCACUCAUAAGUGGGAGUUGAACAAUGAGAACGCAUGGACACAGGGAGGGGAAUAUCACACACUGGGCCUCUUAGGUGGGUCGGGGGCUAGGGGAGGGAUAACAUUAGGAGAAAUACCUAAUGUAGAUGACAGGUUGAUGGGUGCAGCAAACCACCAUGGCACAUGUAUACCUAUGUAACAAACCUGCACGUUCUCCACACGUAUCUCAGAACUUAAAGUAUAAUAAAAAAAAAUCAAGAUUUGCCCCAAGUAAAAAUAAGCAUGUAAUUAUUUUCCUCAUAAAAGAAUUCACUAGAGAAGUGAGUCACUGCGCAAACACAGUAGAAAGUUGUACACCCUUGUUAUAGAAAGAUAUAGCAAACGCUGAUUGCACUUUGGACAACUCACAAACACUGCUGGCAUUUUAAACAGUGCAUUUCAUCCUGCUUAGAUCUGUGUUACCCAAAUAUGAGCAGCUCUAAUUGUCCUUAAUCAAACAAUUUCCAGGUCUUUGGAUUGUAUCCUUUGAGGCAACAAGAUACUUGUGAAAUGGUAAAAGUAAACUAAACAGCAUCACUCACAGCAUCAACAUAUUGAGACUAAAUUUUCUCAGGUAUUAUCAAUGAUAGGAAAAUGACAGUGUGAUUCCUUCCAGGGUAGUACUGGUUUGACAGCAUCACUUAGAAAUUAAAAAUCUAGAUCUGAUAUCGCAACUGCCUGAAGGCCACACCAACUGUGCUUCUUACUAGUUGUUCAUAUUAGGAGAAUAUCUUAAGUGCUCUAAACUUUGUUUUUCUAAUCUACAUAGUUCUUCCCCACAUAAUGUGAUGAAUGAAAGAUGCAAUGUAAGGAGGUAUUUAACGGAGUACCAGCAAAAUAAGUUACAUGAAUGCAAAAAAACUUAGCCAUUACUACCAACUACAUCUACUGCCAGACUUGUGUUGAAAAGAAAACAUAUUUUAACAUAUAUUAAAAAUUACCUAUGUGAAUAUAUGUCUAUCAUAUAUAUACUAUACAUACAACAUAUAUAUGCAUAUACUAAGUGUGUGUGUGUACAGCACAAUAAAUUUUUUAUACUUAUUUAUAGAUAAAAUUUUUAUGUGCGGAAAGGUGAACAAAUUUGCCAAAAGUUGUACUGCUUGUUAGAAUUAGACGUGAAGUCCAUCACUGGAUAUGAUUGAUUCUAAAACUAUCUAUACCUUUUUAUAGGAUGCAAUUUAUCUGAACCUAUGGUGAUCACAUAAAAUUAACUAUUUUCCACUUAAAAAUGAAAUCAUUAACUUGUAUCUCCUUGGGGUUGUAAGGCCUUCAUAAUAUAGCCAAAUCCUUUAAAAUUCAUGUGUUGGGGGGACAUCUGACAUGUCCUUUCACAUGGGAUUGAAGGAAAGGAGCCACUGGCCACAGAUAUUGUACAUAUGGACCUUUUUAUGAACAUAAGACUUUAUUUUGCUGUUUCCCUAAUACAUAGUCAUGCAGUUCAUAUUUGAACAUUUUUGGUAAUCUGGUAAGCCUAUUUAAAAGUUUUUUCUUAUAGUGACCUAAAAUAUACUUUUCUCUGAUUUCCACCCAUUGUUCCUUCCUUUUCUUCUGCUGUUUAUAACUCUGGGAAGUCUGGUGCUGACACAAGCUGGAGCACCAACAGCAGAGUCUUAAAGAAAAGACAAAUAGGAAAGGGAAUAACUGUCCUUACUAUAGACACAAAGGUGAAUAAAUAGGACUACACAAACCUCAAGACCUAGAUCAUAUGCUCCAUACGCAAUACGUUUAAAUUUUGUUGGUGAAACACAAAAGAGACAAAUGUGGAGAACGAAUUGUAUUCAAAGCCAACUGCAACAUCUCAAACAUAACUAGUCUAUUAGGAGGUGGUGUAUGGUAGACAGGGUUCAACCCCCAGAGGAGGAAGUCUUUAAAAGGGAGAUGGUUGGUAAGGCACCCUUGAGAGGGUUCAGAGCAGGGGCCCAGUGCCAGUGGGAGAAUGAAGUCAAAAUCGGAGCUCAAAUGCAUGAUGCCUACACGGUGAACAAUUAGAAAGGCUAUAGCUUAGAUGAAUAGUAGAGUUUGUUAACUCAUUAACUCAUCAAAAAUGUUUAUGGAGUAUCUGAUAUGCUUUAGGCAGCACCCUGAUAACUGGUAGAGACACAAUAGAGAAGAAGACAGAUCAGAUCUUUAGCCUUCAGAUUCACUGACUAUCAAGCCUAUGGCAUUGAGGCUCAAGAUUCAAUUGUCAGGAUUAUAUUAAUCUACCCUAUUUUUAUACGUAUGUUAUGUUGCAGCAUCAUAGCUCUCAAAAAUAUACUGAAAUAAGGCAAAAAAAUUGUAGAACUGCAUCACCCUUUCUUGAAGAAUAACAUUGACACAUCUGUUCAAAUACAUUAACAUGCCCAUUUUGUCUUACUCAUUAUGAUGUGAACAAGGUGUUCCCAUGUCAUUGUAAAUACCCACACCAUUUCCUCACAAGAUAGAAUGAAUCCUUGUGGUUGUGCAUGAAUGAGCGUUGGCAAGUGGCAAAUGUUCUUUUGACUUAGUUUUCCCUAGUGAUCUACACUUGACAUUCAGUGAAACUCAGAUUUGGCAUAGAUUAUCACUUUCAUAAUGAAAUAAGGAGGGGUAGGGAGAAAGGGAGAAGUGAGUCAGUCAUUUUAUAAUGCAUUAAAAUGUGAGCACAGCAAUUCCAAAUUAAUCACCAUGUUGAUGACUGCAGCUGGGAGAUAAUGCAGACUAAUGGGUGUUUAUACAAUUUUAAAGCUAUAUAGCACUUUGACCUACUUUUUUUUACUUUAGAACCACUAAACUGAUUAAUUUAUCAAUGUUAAUCCUUCCUCUUUGUGUAAAUGUAGUUGACAGCCCUUUGGGAGAGGUGUUGGAGAUGCUAACUGUCUACAGUUCAAUCCACCUAUUGAUGUGUUGAUGGAAUGCUAGGCUUAGGAAGGGUACUCAUAACCCCUGUUAUGAUGUGUAAAAAAAUCCAGGAAGGUACAGAAGUACUUUUGAAGUCUUGAUCAAAUGAAGUAAGGGGAGAUAUAACUUCAAAACACAUUCCAUUUAAAUCCAACAAGGUCUAGGUUAAUAUUUUUACUAAGAAGUGUUGUCUACAUACUAUAAAAUUUUGGUUGACCAUUCCCUAGUAGAUGACAACUUCACAUGGCUAUUUCCUGAAUAAACUCAGAGAAGGUGAUUCUAGAGAAAGCUUACCAGGAGAAAUAGAUGUGUUUUAGAAGUGGAUACUUUCUGGAAAUGUUUAUGUUUAAAAAUACUUUUCCCCAAAUUCUCUGUUUUGUAUGAUCUUUGAUUUUGCUGACUUUGGUCAGUCCAUUUUCAGGGAUGUAAACUGUGCGAUUGAUGAAGGAUUAUUGUAUGGAACUUACAGACACUAUACUUUCUUUUCACAGAAGAAGUACAUUGUUUUUUCUCUAAACUUUAGGGGAAAAUACCUAAAGGACCUAAAGACUAAAGAACAAAAUUAAAAAACACAA
Messenger RNA from Gorilla gorilla gorilla (western lowland gorilla), 10320 nucleotides. RefSeq names its product collectin subfamily member 10 (gene COLEC10). The record is from RefSeq and is a predicted model, not a curated record. NCBI's taxonomy places the organism in Eukaryota, Metazoa, Chordata, Mammalia, Primates, Hominidae. The transcript is spliced from 6 exons. Gene Ontology annotation, biological process: ossification. Bases 118 to 951 code for a protein of 277 amino acids. Gene Ontology annotation, molecular function: growth factor activity.